Molecule: messenger RNA, 3288 nt
Organism: Saitoella complicata NRRL Y-17804
Lineage: Eukaryota; Fungi; Ascomycota; Saitoellomycetes; Saitoellales; Saitoellaceae
Exons: 2
Coding region: 67-3288 (1073 amino acids)
Biological process (GO): negative regulation of septation initiation signaling; rDNA heterochromatin formation
Cellular component (GO): nucleolus
Molecular function (GO): phosphatase activator activity; rDNA binding
Source: RefSeq, a predicted model, not a curated record
CAUACCCCAACGACCACCAUCCAGUAAACGCCAGCUGCUCGAAAGGCGCUGCUUGGAUAGGGAUCAAUGACUCCGCCGGCCAUGAAUCCACCAGCUGCGCGUUCGAAGUUGCAGAUUUGUUUCGUUCAUCCGCAGCGUAGGGCUGUUAUUCUGCGGAAAUUCCUUCACUUGACGAACAAGGACACUACGAUUGAGGAGCUUGCCAAGGAGAUUGUGCAGAGGCAUGCUAAACUAUAUCCUGAUGAUGAGUCCAUCGAAAUUACGCGACUCCAGGACAGCGACGGAUGUGAUCUGGAUACCUCAUACAUCGUCUCGGAUGUUUUCGACACAUCAAAUGCUGUCCGCGUGGUGGUUAAAACUCUUCCAUCUUCGCUUGCCCCCACCGGCGGUACCGAAUCGCCCUCAGAGGCCAGCUUCAUCUUUACUCAACCUAAUGCCGCUGCCGCUAUAAUUGGAACGAAGAGGAAGAGGGAAGGUUUGGAUCUGGCGAAGCCGCCAAUGAGUGCUGGGUUCGAUUCCAGUAUUACUAUGGAUGGUGAUAUGGGCUUGGGAUUGUCUCGCCAACAAGUGAAGAGGUUACGGAAAGGAAACCGACAGUCUACACCCGGCCAGUUCCAGAGUAACCCUAAGCAACAAAAGCCACCUAAGUCUCUACUCCCUCUCAAGCCGCUUGCCGCCUCAACUCCCGCUCCGGGUGUCACCGUCUCCAAGACCCCCUCCAGGACUGUUCAGUCCCGAGACCAGAACUCACCCAGUCUCACUCCUCCUGCACAGCCCCAGGUUCAGCAAGCUCAAGCUCAAGCGACUCCUACACCCGCUGCAACUCAUGCACCAGCUCCCUCAUCCAAGAGGGCAAGUGCGAAGAAGCCCGUAGAGGUGCCUGAGUCCGUCAAUGGCGAUGGUGACAUUACCAUGGACGAUGCGCCUGCCGCCAACCCCACCGAAUUCCAAACACCAUCCAAACUUGUACUUGCGAGCUCCCCUACUAAAGCUCCUCGCACACCCCACAAGACUCCCCAUGUCGGCGUCAAGGUGAACACACCCAAGCCUGCAUUGCCCGCAGAACUCCCUUCUGCCGAGAAGGCGAAGGCGGCAGAGAAGGAGGGCGCGAAGGGAAAGGGAAAUGACGUGGUUGCGGAUUUGUCGAAGCCCAUUGAGCCUAAGAAGGUGCAGGAUGUCGUGAAGAAGGCUGAGACGCCCGUGGUUAAGGGAAAGCAGACUCCGGCCCAGGCGAAGAAGGAGGCUGCUGCCAAGAAGACUGAUACGCCUGCUGCGCCUGCGGCGAACAAGAAGGAGGCUGCCAAGCCAGCUCAAGCUGCCGUGAAGAAGACGGAGACUCCGGUUGCUAAGGCUGCCCCUGCUCAGGCUUCCAAAGAUGCCGAAACCCCUGCUGCGGAGACCAAAGGACGUCGCGCGAGGCAGCUUGUGCCACGGCCAAAACAGACUUUGGAGACCGCGCCGGUCGCCGCGAACGACGCCGAUGAUGAACCUGUUCUUCCUGAACCCGAAGCGGCACCGGCCGCGUCUAAAGCCGAGCCUGCCCCUACUCAGACGGAACCUCAAUCAUCGCAACUGCCUACUCUCUCGCAAAUCUUGCGUCGUCCCAGUGUUACGAUUACCCCUUCGAAGGAGAAGUCGGCUCGCGAAGCCGUAGCUGAACCUACCUUAACCCCGGCUCCUGUUCAGGAGGAGGAGCCCAACUCGCCCGGUAAGGGGAAGUCUGCUGAGCUCAUCGCGCAGCUGGCACAGAGACGGAUCACGAGAAGUCGUUCACAGAAGUCCGGCUCUACUCCUCCUGCCGAGUCUGCUCCUGCUGAAGUGCCUCAGACUCCUGCGGCUUCCGCAAGACGUGCGACUCGCGCAAGGGCGAAGUAUCUGGUGAAAGAGGCUCCGGUCACUACGCCGGCUAGGCUCACCCGUGCGAGGUCGAAGCAGGUUGCGGAACAUGGAACUUCUCGGGCGAGUACCUCCAGUCAACCACAAGAGGAUGUUGAGAUGACUGACGCUCCUACCCAGGCUCAGGUUGAGGAGUCACAGAAGCCCAAGGGCGCACCCCAAGACGAGGCUGUUGCCGAGGACGAGUCCUUGAAGCCAAUGGAUGUCGACACCCAGCCAGCUGUUGUUGACAAUAUCUCGGAGAGCGGAUCGUCUGCCAUGUCCUCAAGCGAUGACGAAGAUGACAGUCAGUCUCAAUCCGCUGAGGCUGCGCAGCAGUUCUUUGUGCAGAACGGGGGUAUGGAGCCACCUGCUGAGCCUGUAGUUGAAACAGCGAAUGCUACGCCGGAGAAACAUAUCGUUCCUGAGGUUAAGGCAACGCCGAAGGCAGUUCAGAAGACGCCAUCAGCUAAUGGUCCGGCUUCUCCUGCGAAUUCGGGGGAGUCGUCUGAAUCAGACUCAGAAAGCGAAUCGGACAGCGGAUCUGAAACUGGAUCUGAAUCUGAAUCCGAAGAGGAGGAGGAGAAGAAGACCGAAAUUGCAAAGGAGCCUGCGGUCGAGGAGAAGCCAGCAGCUGUCAAGCCAGCAGCUUCCCAGACCCUUACUCCCGCGGUAACUAGCUCGCAGUCAGAAUACGAGUCUGCCGAGUCCGGAUCUGAAUCGGAUUCUGGUUCCAAGUCUGACUCUCAGUCCGAAUCCGAACCUGACGGUGAGUCCGAGGAGAAGGACGAAAAGGCCUCUCCUGCCACCUCCGCAAAGGUGGACGCUCCUGCCAAGGUUGCACCACCAAAGAAAGCGUCUCCUACGCCUUCUUCAAGUUCAAGUGAGGAGUCCAGUACGGAUGAGGAGUCUUCUGACGAAGAGCCAGCAUCAGCACAGACCGAAAAGCCCAAGGUCCCCACAGUUGCUACUCCUAUGCCCCGUCGCGUUGCUGGCAAAGGCGAGGAUUACUUCUCUCUUGGUGGGACACCCGCUUUGGGUUUGACGCCCGCUGCCGCCGCCCUCCGCAGACCCGAAGCUCGUCCCAGUCCUUCGAGCGGCUCCUUCCGUACAUUAAGUCAAUUGGCUGCAUCGUUCAACCCCAACGUUCGAGAACCAAACAGCGGCCCAUCGAGAAAUAACUCGAUGUCCCUCCUCGUCAAGGACCAAAAGGUCGCCAAGAAGGACGAGAGCGAGAACGAGAGUGAAUCUGAAUCGGAGUCAGAGAGCAGUGAUGAUGAUUCCAGCGAUGAGAGCGGAAGUGAUUCUGAUGAGGAAGAGGCGACGAAGAAGCGUAAGGCUGCGGAGGCUGAGAAGAGGAAGAAGAGGAAGAGUGGGAGUCGUGGACUUCUUGCAUUGACGGCGGAUUUGUGA